Messenger RNA from Mesorhabditis belari, 786 nucleotides. The record is from the annotation of a GenBank genome assembly. NCBI's taxonomy places the organism in Eukaryota, Metazoa, Nematoda, Chromadorea, Rhabditida, Rhabditidae.
AUGGCGAAAAUGUACAGAAAUACUCUGGAUACACUACAUGGAUUCACUAAAGGGAUUAUUACGGAAAGAAAAGCGAAAAGAGCAAAUGGCGAAAAGACAAGUGGGAAAGAAACAAAUUUCCUUGACAUGUUAUUAGAGCAUUACGAUGCAGGAGAAAUCGAUGACGAAGGAGUGCGUGAAGAGGUGGACACAUUCAUGUUUGAAGGCCACGAUACAACAUCUUCCGGUGUCUCGUGGGGUAUUUGGUGUAUCGCUCAUCAUCCACAAGUUCAACAAAGGCUUUUUAACGAAAUAUGUGAAAUGAUUGGUGAAGAUCAAGAAGAAAUCAUCAUAACGGAGCAUCUCAAAAAGAUGACCUAUCUAGAUCAGGUAAUGAAAGAAGCUUUUCGUCUCUAUUGUCCAGUGCCUGAUGCAAAUCGGAGAUUGCAAAACGAUUUCCAGAGCGGUCCAUAUCUGUUUCCUAAAGGUGCUGUGGUAACAAUUGCUCCGCUUAUACUUUGCCGAAACAAAAAUGUUUGGGGUGACGAUGUUCUUUCAUUUGACCCGGAAAGAUUCUCAGAAGAAAGAGAGUCAAAAAGGCAUCCCUUUGAUUACAUUCCAUCCUCUGCUGGACCGAGAAAUUGUAUUGGCCAACGCUUUGCUCAAUUGGAGGCAAAAGUAAUGACUUGCUGGUUGGUGAGAUCGUUUGAAUUCUCUUCGAAUCUUCCAUUCGAAUCCAAUCGUGCCGGAGCUGAAGGAAUCCUCCGACCCUAUUCGGGCAUUCCCGUUUUCGCAAAAAUAAGAAUC